AUGCCUUUCGGACUCCCAUCAAAAAAGUCUUCUGCUCUCGCUACCAAGCCUGAAGCAAUGGCAUCAGAAGUGACUUUGGUCGGGCAAUCAAAUACAAUGUCCGAAAAACAAGCCUCAGCUGGUCCCUCCAAAAAAGAGACAAAGAUGACAUGGAAAGAGGCGCAGGAAGCUUGUCGAAAGGAGCACAGCUGGGAAAUUCUAGUAAGUUGGCUACUUGUCCAUGCAUUCGUUUACCUCGUGCAGGAUUUUAACGUGUUCUAUAGGCGCAUCACUACAGUCUGCGAUGAGUCCAGCGUGGCACAGUGCAUGACAGGCUCACUGAAAGCCGAUUCUUUUCUCUUUUUACAAAUGUUUAAUUACGAUUCACGAUUGCUGUGUCUUUGA
This is a messenger RNA of Trichoderma virens Gv29-8, 384 nucleotides long. RefSeq lists its product as uncharacterized. The record is from RefSeq and is a predicted model, not a curated record. The transcript is spliced from 2 exons. NCBI's taxonomy places the organism in Eukaryota, Fungi, Ascomycota, Sordariomycetes, Hypocreales, Hypocreaceae. Bases 1 to 384 code for a protein of 127 amino acids.